CUCACUCUCAAUCACUUUCACCACUGCAUAUGGAGAAUGAGCUCCACUAUGUUUAAGCUCCCUGCCCUCCUCUCCUUUAAAGGGACCACCUCGUUGUGCCGUUGGGAACACGCAGGGUGCGUGUUGCCACGUGGCGACGGAUGCUCAACACGCAGGGUGCGUGUUGCCCACGUGGCGACGUUUGCUCAACACGCAGGGUGCGUGUUAGGGGGGUCAUCUGGUGCUGCUUCUGCUAUGAUGCACCCCAAAUCCAGAGUGUCUCAAGUGAAGAGAUUGAUAGGGAGGAAAUUUUCGGACCCUGAUGUUCAAAAGGAGCUGAAAAUGCUUGCUGUUGAAACUUCUGAAGGCCCGGAUGUUAGUGUUCUGAUUCACUUGAAAUACUUGAAGGAGAAUCAUAGAUUUACACUGGUUCAGAUUUUAGCAAUGCUUUUUGCUCACUUCAAGAUUAUAGCUGAAAAAUUUGGGGAUCUCUGUUUGGGAUUGUGUUAUAGGGGUUCCUUCAUACUUCUCUGA
Arachis ipaensis is the source of this 513-nucleotide messenger RNA. Lineage: Eukaryota; Viridiplantae; Streptophyta; Magnoliopsida; Fabales; Fabaceae. The record is from RefSeq and is a predicted model, not a curated record.